Messenger RNA from Rhizophagus irregularis DAOM 181602=DAOM 197198, 1886 nucleotides. RefSeq lists its product as uncharacterized. Gene Ontology annotation, molecular function: histone H3T3 kinase activity. Gene Ontology annotation, cellular component: nucleus; cytoplasm. Gene Ontology annotation, biological process: intracellular signal transduction; mitotic cell cycle. The record is from RefSeq and is a predicted model, not a curated record. Lineage: Eukaryota; Fungi; Glomeromycota; Glomeromycetes; Glomerales; Glomeraceae.
AGCAUUACUCCUGGCAGUUGCCACAUGACCUAAUUUGGUUGUAUCAAAACAGUUUAAUCAUCCACAUGCAUAUAUAUAAACCAUUGUUUUCCAGUUUUUUCUAUUUCACGGUUUGUCUUUUACUCUUUUUUCAGUUAUAAUAAAAUGAACCUUUUCAGUACAAAAACAAAAACCAUAAAAACAUAUGGGAAAAAAAAUGUCGAACGCGUCGUUAAUAUUAACACUUGGAAUUAUGAAGUGGAUGAAAAAUUAGAGGAGACCGUUAACUUAUCGGAAAGCAACCCAAUUCAUGAUACAGCAAAGAAAAAUUCUUUGAAGAGAAGCACAACGCCCAAACAAACAACUAAAGAUGUUACUAGUAAAAACGCAGAAAAGAAACCAACCAAGCGUAAGACAUUUACGAAAGGAUUCACUAAGUCAAAACAUUACGUUUCUCCACUUCAACCUUCACAAAAAUCAACACACACCAAAGAAACUUCUUGUAAUAUGGAAAAUGUUUCACCGAAACUGUCAAUAUCCAGUAAGACCAUAGUCCGAGAAAAAACGCCAUCUCCAAUUAAGUCACAUCGAAUGCCGCUUACACCGAAGAAGCCUAAAAACAAAUAUCAUUCACAAACCGAAGAUCACGAUCAUCUGCCUUCAAGUCCCUUUAAGAUUUUAUAUAAUAAAAAAGAUGAAAAAGAGAAUGUCUUCGAUGACCGAAAUGAAAGAAUGACAUCUUUUAUCGAUAUCAAGCAUUUAGAGAUUGAUAAAUUGAUUAAAGGACGUGAAUAUAUCACGGUUGAAUUGACAGAAUUAUUGAAAAUUUGUGAUCAAAAACAAUUAUGGACCUUUGAAGAAUUCCUUGGGAUAGAUUGCCUUAACAAUGCUAUAAAAAUUGGAGAGGCAAGCUUCUCCGAGGUAUAUUCGGCGUACGCGCCUGAAUUUACUACCACAAGAGUGAAAUGUGUUUUCAAAGUUGUUCCUUUUGGAAGAGGAAAAGAAGUACUGGUAAACGGCGAGGAACAGGGUAGUAUAAGAGAUAUAACUCAAGAGAUCAAAACGACGUUAGAGCUGGGCGGACGAACUGGUCUUGAUCCGGAAUUGCGAGUUGGUUUCUUGAAAUUGUAUGGUGUUGGUGUUUGUUGUGGAAAUUAUCCAAAGGUUUUAUUAAAAGAGUGGGAUCGAUGGGAUAAAGAAUAUAAGUCAGAGAAUGAUCGUCCAGAUUAUUUUGAUGACAAACAGCUUUAUGCCGUGUUAAUUGUUGAAUACGGGGGUGUGGAUCUUGAACAUGUUAAAUUAAAAAACUGGAUGCAAGCUUGGAGUGUUCUUACACAAGUCGGAUGGAGUACAGCACAAGCCGAACAGUCGUUAAAAUUCGAACAUCGUGAUUUACAUUGGGGAAACAUAACGAUAAAACCAACCAAAAGCAAGUCUGUAUCAUAUAACUUGCUUUUAGCUAACAUAAAUGUUGAAGUCGAAACUUUUGGAGUGCGAGCUUGUAUUAUAGAUUAUACGUUAUCUCGGAUGGAACGUGGAGACGAAGUUAUUUACGUAGAUAUAUUAGAUGAAGGAUAUUUUACCGGAAAAGGCGAUUAUCAAUUUGAUAUAUACCGUAUGAUGCGAGAGGAGUCUAAGGGCGAUUGGAAGUCUUUUUGGCCAAAGACUAACGUGUUUUGGCUUCAUUAUAUCGCGGAUAAAUUAUUGACUGCGAAAAAAUUAAGCCGACCAAAAAAAGAUAGCGAUCAAUAUGAUUAUUACAAUGCAAUUGUGGGGUUUAAGAAGAGGGCAUUAGCAAAAAAUGGUGGUUAUAAAAGCGCGAUGGAGGCGAUGAAUCAAGACGAAGCAUGGCGAAUAUGAAAAUGUUAUGGUAUUUUUGAUAAUUAAUUUGAAUAUAUUUUUUUAUU